Molecule: messenger RNA, 675 nt
Organism: Ochlerotatus camptorhynchus
Lineage: Eukaryota; Metazoa; Arthropoda; Insecta; Diptera; Culicidae
Exons: 2
Coding region: 1-675 (224 amino acids)
Molecular function (GO): nucleic acid binding
Source: RefSeq, a predicted model, not a curated record
AUGUUGAACGAGAACAUCGAGGAUUCUAAGUAUGUUCUGCUCAACGAUGGAUCACCCACGAUGAUACAUACUCCGCGAGAGAAGGAAUCUGCAAUUGAUAUAACGCUGGCUACGCCAGGAAUUGGUGCAAAGAUCAAAAUUCAGUGGAUUCCCAGUCAUGCAGGCAUUGACGGGAACGAAAUCGUGGAUCAAGCUGCGGUUAGAAAAACAACAGAUCAACAAUCAGAUUUCAAUGGCAUCACUAUGGGAGAUGCCAUAAAUUUGAGCAAGAAAGAAGUCUGGAGCGAUUGGACAGAGCAGUAUAAAAGAACUUCAACGUCGAAAGGAAGAUGGCACUUCAGGAUAGCGGAAACCCCAUACCAAAGAAUAUGGUCGAAUAAUCUAUGGCUAACAGCGUUGCAGAUUAGAAUGUUAAGCAGAAUCAGAAGCGGCCACACACUGACGAAAGAUAGGAGAGCUAAAUGGAAGAUUGAACAAGACGAAUUUUGUGAUCUUUGUGAAGAAACUGAAGACUUACGGCAUGUGCUGUAUUACUGCCCGCGAUACAACAUAAGCAGAAGCAAAUACCAAGUGCUAGAGUACAUCAAACCGCUGGAAGAAAUCUUUGAUGAGAAAUGUGAAGAAAGCAUGCUACAAAUCUACAAGUUCAUCCAAGAAGAGAAAAUACAAAUAUAA